Odontomachus brunneus is the source of this 2629-nucleotide messenger RNA. It is a transcript of the gene Ythdc1, whose product is annotated as YTH domain-containing protein 1. Gene Ontology annotation, molecular function: mRNA binding; N6-methyladenosine-containing RNA reader activity. The record is from RefSeq and is a predicted model, not a curated record. NCBI's taxonomy places the organism in Eukaryota, Metazoa, Arthropoda, Insecta, Hymenoptera, Formicidae. The transcript has 6 exons. Gene Ontology annotation, biological process: mRNA splicing, via spliceosome; regulation of alternative mRNA splicing, via spliceosome. Bases 1144 to 2496 code for a protein of 450 amino acids. Gene Ontology annotation, cellular component: nucleoplasm.
GAAUCCAAUUUUUACAAGAGCGAGUUUGUAUCCCCUGGCUGCAGUUCGCGUACAACCCGCCCGCGAAUUGUUUACAGUGUUCGUAAUGUUUUUGUUGGGUUUUCUUAAAUCACAUUCGGUUCUUGUGUAAGCUUAGAAACGUGUGAAUCGUGCCGUGCUGUGCGAAAGAUCGCGUCGGGCAAUUCCCGAGGGUACUUUUGGUGUGAAGUGUGUCAGUGAAAGGACGAAGGGUGUCACGUAAGUGUGUGCCGAGCCCUCGGGAGGACUCGUCAGAAAAUCGCAAGGACUUUCAUGGGAAAAGAGAGAGAGAGAGAGCGCCAGAAAUAAAGAAAAAAUAUAAAUAGCAACGAAAAAUAUUAUUCAAUAUUUUGUGGCUAUUGCUUCUCGACGAACUUCUCUAGUUAACCGAAAAAACGCGACAAAAAAGAAAAUAAUAAAAAGGCAAAGCCAGUUAUAACAAAAUCCAUCGACGAACUGUUAGCAUGUUUAGGGAAACGAAAGAGAAACAUGGUCCCGGUGUAAAGGGAACAAGUCUAUCGGUUGUAACUGACCUCUGCUCUCGCAGAAGAAGUGCGUAGAGGUUAAGUAACAAGGACCCGUGACGCGGUCUACAGUCCAAAAAGCUUCUCCGUGCUUUCAGAGACUUCGUAUGUGUUACUAUCGCCAAAUAAUCUCUCGUGGACUGAUUUCGUAAAGCCUGUUAAGUUCGUUAUCCUGGCGAAACCGUUGGUUGCGCUGGGUUUAGCCCAGCGCUCGAGCCGUCACGCAAUGUGUCCCUCCUGUUGAUUUGUGUUAGAUGUAAGAGAGCAAAAAAAAAUGAGAGAGAGAAGCAGCUCCGAGAGCUGAAAGCCAAGGCGCCAGGGCGCGUCACGUAGGGGCUUUAAUUGAAAGUUCUCGGGACAGUCAUGGACCUUACGCUCGACUCGGAAUCCCCGAACUAUCCUUGCCAUAAACUAUCUAGUCCCUUGCUACCGCGCUGUUAUCGUGUAAAAUGUACGAGAAAUGCUAUGACACGUCGUGCCUCCGGGUGCAGUAUUCCUGCGCGGCCGCAGGCGGCGCGGGUAAUAACUGCCAUUCUCUGUUUUCUUUGCGUUACAGGCAAACGCCUGAUCUGCACGAGACGAGCGGUCCAGACGACUGAUAAUGGGCAGCAACACCGACGGGGACAAUGCAAACGUCAGCGGUGGCGAAAACGACAUCGGCGACGAACUGAAAAUCGGCGCGGACGAGACGUACGACACGCGCAGCGAGGUCUCUUCGAGCAGCUCCAACUCGGACUCCUCUCAUCCCACCAUCAGCACGGUCUCGAGUACGUCCUCGCGGGGCGACAACAAGCGCAGCAAGAGAAGCAGGGGCAAGAGAGCGAGAUCCAGAGACACGAAGUCGUCUAGUCCAGAGCCAAAACGAGCAAGAUCCAAGGAGAGCAAAGGCACAACCAAGAGUUACGAUUACACCACCAAGUUGAAUUACUUGUUUAGAGAUGCAAGAUUUUUUAUCAUCAAGUCCAACAACGCGGAGAAUGUAACAUUGUCGAAGGCCAAGGGUGUAUGGAGUACAUUGCCUCAGAAUGAAGCAAAUCUGAACCAAGCCUACAGGGAAUCACGAAAUGUUUUGCUGAUAUUUUCUGUGAAGGAAUCGGGGAAGUUUGCCGGCUUCGCGAGACUUAGCACAGAGUCGAGAAGAGACGGUGCCCCGAUCUCUUGGGUUUUGCCUCCCGGCUUAUCUGCAAAGGCCCUAGGCGGUGUGUUUAAAGUUGACUGGAUCUGCAGGAAAGAAUUACCAUUUACAGCCACGUUGCAUUUGUACAAUCCUUGGAAUGAUGGUAAGCAAGUCAAGAUCGGUCGCGAUGGCCAAGAAAUCGAACCCAGAGUCGCCGAGGAAUUGUGCAGAUUAUUUCCGGAAGAUGAAGGAAUCGAAAUGACGCCUAUUCUGCGAAAAUCCAAGGAAGCGAGCAAACACGUGACAAAGUCGUCGCGUUAUCGUGAUAACAAACCUAUAAGAUUUUUUCGAAGAGGCGGUGGCAGAAGCCGCCGAUUAUUUUUAACUUCGAGGUCACGUUUAGCUUCACUGGCUAGAAGUUCCCAUGGAAUAGCAGGGGAUCACAGAAGUUCUAGGGAUCAUCCUCAUCGGUACACGCCAUGGUUUAGUCGAGGAGAUUCCCCUUACACGAAAGGCUAUGGAACUGGUCUUGGUGUUGCUGCGGUUGCGGAAGCUUAUGUAGCAGAUUACAUGCGUACCAUGCAACAUCAGUUGCCUCCAUUGCCUCCUUAUGGUGCUCCACACCCAUAUGAUACUUUGCCACCACCUCCCCCACCUCCAAGAUACUACGAUGGCUUGCCACUGCCUCCGGAUUAUAGUACGACUACAUCAGCAUUAGAUAAGCGCUACGAAAGGAGCGUCGACGAAUUUCUGUGGAGAACAGCUAGCCGCCAUAGUCGGCACAGUGAUCAUCGUUCAUCACGCGACUAUCAUCACAGAUACAGAGAUCGCAGAUAAAAAUUUAAUCUAUGUUUUUUAUUGACUCGCCGAUUCCCAGAUUGCGUCUUGUAUCAAUAUUAAAUCGACGAUAAAUUAGUUUAUUGUUCAUCAUAUGAGAGGUAGUUUAACAAAUAAAUAACACUUUUAAAAA